ACAGAGGAGCCAGACUCUGAGCAGGAAGAUGGAGGAAGUGGUCAGAAAGAUGAAGGCCCUUUCAACCACAGUCAAAGCCAUAGAGCAGGAGAUGGGCAAAGAUGAUGUUUCAUUCCUGCAGAAUUACAAUGCAACAAUGAAACAGACUCAGUGCACAGUGCAGGACCCAGAUGUCUCGGGAGUGCUAAUCGAUGUGGCCAAACACCUGGGCAACCUGAAGUUCCAAGUCUGGCAGACGAUGACGGGAAUGGUGAAGCACACUCCUGUUAUUCUGGACCCCAACACAGCUGGACCCUUCCUUAUAUUCUCUAAGGAUCUGACCAGUGUCACAUCAAGCAAAGCAUAUUCCACAAAUGCCAAUACUCUUUUUGGCUCACAAGGAUUCAGCUCAGGGAAACACCAGUGGGAUGUUGAAUUUCACGAACAUACUUUUAUAGAUAUAGGUAUUGCCGAGGAGUGUCAAAAACAGAGAUGGAGUAAAGAUGAACGCCAUGUCUGUACAGUACGUUACUGUGGUGGUUGUCACGUAAUAGAAGAAAAAUCUGUACUCAGGGGAAUGCUUAAGAUAAGAGUGCUCCUGGACUGCAAUGAAAAGACUCUGUCAUUGUUUGACGUCUACGGCAAUAAAACCUUCGCAAAUGGUAAGAGAUACACUCUCACAGGGAAACUCUUUCCAUUGUUUUACUUUUAUGAAGUAAUUGAUGACUUGAAUCUGAAGAUCUUGCCUGCCAAGAUCAAAGUCAUGCAGAAAGUACAGUGACUGAAAAGCCACGCUUCUGCAAAGCAAGUGGUUUACGGAUGAGAAACCUGAAAAAGGUUGAGUUAACAUUAACUGUGACUUGACACAAAAUCAUUAGUUGCAGUCUUCUGAGUGAACAGGAACCGUGCUUAAUCUCAGCCCUCCAUCCGGGUAAAUUAUCAAUGAACGAAGGUUUGUUCUUAAAGGAACCGAGCACCAGCCAUAGUUUAAGAGAAAACAGUUUGGGCAAAACAUUUUAUGUGUUCAUAUCAUGUAGUGCUUUUCACACGGGUCUUAUUUUUAGGGGAAAGGUUAUUUGUGUGUACAUUAUUGGAGGGUUCUUUUGGUUUCGACUUAUAGUUAAAAUCACUACAAUGCACUUGAAAAGUUUUAGUUUUCAAAUGCAUUGUCAUCGUGUUAGGAAGCCUACUAUGCUUAACUGUUUUAAGGUUUUAUUUAUUUAUGUUGUGGUUUAGAGCAAAGGUAUUCGUGCAUUUUAUUUGAAUUAUAUCCUCAAUAAAGUUUUAUCAUCGUAA
This is a messenger RNA of Conger conger (European conger), 1275 nucleotides long. RefSeq names its product E3 ubiquitin-protein ligase TRIM35-like. The record is from RefSeq and is a predicted model, not a curated record. Lineage: Eukaryota; Metazoa; Chordata; Actinopteri; Anguilliformes; Congridae. The transcript has 4 exons. The coding region runs from base 29 to 760 and encodes 243 amino acids.